UUGAUUGAAGAAAUUCAGAAAAUGGUGGAUGGACAUCGGCGCAUGCGUAAACAUUUUACUAUACUCAGACAGAAAGUGAGACAGUAACGAGUGGCGCAUUGUUAAAUGUGUAACGCCUAUAACUCUUGGAUUUCGCUGUGUGAUUUGACUUUAACCGCUCCAAGUCGAGAUGUUUGGCUUUCAUAAGCCGAAGAUGUACCGCAGCCUUGAUGGAUGUUGCAUCUGCAGGGCAAAAUCCUCCAGCUCUCGUUUCACUGACAGCAAACGCUAUGAGAGAGACUUUCAGAGCUGCUUUGGUUUAGGAGAGACUCGCUCUGGUGAAAUCUGCAACGCUUGUGUCCUGCUGGUAAAACGAUGGAAGAAGCUUCCCGUUGGUUCCAAGAAGAACUGGAAUCAUGUGGUUGAUGCAAGAGGGGGACCCAGUCUGAAAACUACAGUGAAGUCAAAGAAAGUCAAAUCCCUGUCCAGACGGAUCAGACCGAACCAGAUCAGCAGAGUUCAGAAGGAGCUGAAGAGACACAAUUCAGACGCUCACAGCACCACUUCCAGCACCAGUCCCGCCCAGUCACCCAGCUACAGUAACCAGUCAGAUGAAGGUUCUGACGCUGAGUUGACUCCUGGUUCCGCCCGUUCUCCAGUCUUUUCCUUCUUGGACCUGACAUAUUGGAAAAGGCAGCGAGUAUGUUGUGGCAUCAUCUAUAAAGGUCGCUUUGGGGAGGUUCUGAUUGACCCACAUCUCUACAAGCCCUGCUGUCAGAAAAAACAGGAGCAAGAGCACGAAGAAGAAGAAGAAGAGGAGGAAGAGGAAGAGGAGAACGGAGACCUUGAAAAAGAGGAGGUGCAGAGCAGUCAAGAAAUUCUCUCGUCUAUUCAACCGCACUCCUCUCCCCAAAUAAAAAUGGAGCAGGAAGUGGAUGAGGAGUGGUGAUGCCACAUUCCCAGGGUACUGAAUUGGCAUUCUUAGAAAGCCUUCGAGAGUCAGAGGCGUAGUGUUGCCCCUCGGACACUCUCAAAGAAGUUCUCUCGGAUUGCCUUCGAUUCAAGAGCAGCUGGAUCCUUGUUCGUCUUUUCCUGUUUCUUUCCUCCUUGUUGAGAAUGCGUCUCUUUCAUUUCCUUUGCAGUUGAAUCAACUUUUAUUUAUCAAACUGAACUGGCAUCCUUGUAUUUUAGAGCCUGGUACCACGCUAUUCCAGUUCACCCAUUCUUCUUCUUCUUUUUUUUGUUGACCAGGAAAAAUGAGUUUCCUUUUUUUGCUAUCCCACUCAAACACAGAAUGCUGGAUCUACAUAUAUCAUGCAUAGAAAUGCAGAGAACAGACUUGGACAGUGACCACAGUCAUACGCUGUCACUUUUGUACCCUUGAGCACCAUAAUGCCCUUCCUCUGGGGUGACUGUCUCUGCACUUGGUGUACAGUAUUUAGUAUACAGCAAGCAGCAUCUGCUUAAUUCUAGCUCAGUGAAGAUGAUAUUCCACCAUUCCAACUGGGAUAUAGCCAUUAUUUAGGGAAGCCUUUGAUCUUUUGAUCUUUGCCUUUUAUAUAUUUAUUUUAGUGCUGUCAAAUGAUUAAUUGUGAUUAAUUGCAUCCAAAAUAAGUUUGUGUUUACAUAAUAUACAUGUGUGUAUAUAUAUAUAUAUAUAUAUAUAUGUAAAUAUUUCUUAAAUAUAUGCAUGUAUGUGUGUGUAUUUAUAUAAACAUAAUAAAUAUACACAGUACACACACGUAUAUUAUGUAAACACAAACUUUUAUUUUGGAUGCGAUUAAUUGUUUGACAGCACUAAUUUAUAUAAUUCUGUCUUUGUCUUUAUUGUUAAGGCCUGCUCUGUUUUUUUUCCUCUUGGUUUGUAUUUAAAGGGACAGGUCACCUAAAAAUGUAAAAAAAAAAAAAAAAAAAAAGAAGGAAAAAAAUGUCAUUAUUCUGUCAUUCACCCUCAUUUUGUUUCAUACGGAGUCCCGGCCUAAAGGGACAUGGUGCUGGAAAAAAAUAUGAGAUGGAAGGAAAAAAUAUAAACGUUUUGCGUUCCCCUGAAAAACUUUACAAGAACGCAAAAGCAUUCACAUAUAAUUUUUCCUCCCAUCUCAUUUUUUUUUUCCAUCUCCAUGUACCUCUAGGGGCUCUGUAGUUUCAUUCUCCUUUAAAUUUCUUUCCUUUUUUGCUUGACGCAAAAAGUGAUUUUUUUUUUUUUGAAGAACAUCUGGUUGCUUUAUUCUAUAUAAUGGAAGUGAGUGGGGACUGGGACUGUCAAGCUCCAAAAUGACAAAAAGCACCAUAAAAGUAUCUUAAAAAUCAAUAUGUGUGCUGUAUUCCAAGUCUUUUGAAGCCAUAUGUUAGCAAUAAAUGUAGUCCAUAUGACUUUGACAGACAUAAAACUUUAUUUUGUCAUUUUGGAGAUUGAUGGUGCCAGUCCCCAUUCACUUUCAUUAUAUGGGAAAAAAAUGUAGGAUAUUCUUCAAAAAAAAAUCAAAUUUUUUUGUGUUUAAUAUAAGAAAAAUGAAGUAGAAUGAUGUGAAGGUGAUUAAAUGAUGGCAGUUUUUCUUUUGUUUUAGGGUGAACUGUGACUUUUAAACCCUGAUUUCAGUUCAAGUUGUCUGUAUUCAGCCACUAAAGGGCAACAAAUUUAACUCAUAGUGUUUUACUGCAAACAUUUCCCCAGAUAGCAUUUCUAUGGUGCUGAAGCAGACUGGGUACGGCCAACCAAAAAUGAUGCCUGGUUAUCAACACUCUUGUAUUCAGUGUACUAAUGUAAAUAUCCAAAAGUGUAGAUUUAAGGUUUUUGGUAAAGAUCAGUGUCGAGCAUGAACGCUAAGGAAACUAUUGUCUUUAUGAAAAUCUGCAUGAAUUUUGCAUGGCUUUCUAUGAAGAUUUUUAUUUGAUUUUGAUUUGCAAUCAUGUUGCAACAUUAAUCAUUUGGGCAAAUUUUGAGACAGUCCCAAUAUAUAUUUUUGUAGAUAAAUGAAAGAAAAGAACAAAAAUGAAAUUAGAUUUUGACAAACAACUGUCAGUGUUGUUUAAUUAUGACAAGGAUUUAAUUGUCUUCAGAUAUUUUUUAGAAUUGGAUAUUUUCAAUAUUGCCUCAUUCAAAGCCAAAAAGCCCAACAUUUUUGCUAUUUAUUCUGUCAUCUUAUAUACAUGUGUUCAUAUACCUCCUUUCUCUCUCCCUCUCUUCCUUUUGUAAAUAGUGUUCUUGCAAUGACAGAUUUUAUUAUUUUUUUUCUCUCUUUUUUUAGUGUCAUGAAAUAUUUGAGCACAUGGUCUAAACGUUUUGUUUAUUUUUUGUUUGAUAUGUUUUUUUUGUGCUUUUGCCUUUUUCUCCAGGGAAAACUUUCAAAAUACUGAAAUGCUAAUCAAUGUCAGCUUGUACAUUUUCAUUAAUAAUUACUCGUGUAAUAAGCUUUCAUAUAUAAGGAGUAUUCAUACUAUAUAUCCUAAGUUUUCCCUUAUAUGUUCCAAUAGGUCUGUCCUGUCAGUUUUUUAUGAUUUUAUUGUUUAUGAUGGCCUUGGCUGUCUUGGAUUGUACAAAUUACGUUGACGCACACAUAAUUCUGUUGAAUUCCAGAGGGCGGCGCUAGAGAGUUCAUUUGUUUCACACAAAACACUCAAUUGCACAUUAAUUGUAAUUCUCUCUCUCUGGGGAAUUUAUUUAAUAUCAGCUCAGUUUUGAAAUGGGUAUUUUGAUGGUGGCAGCUUGUGGCUUUAGUGUGAAAUUUAGUCGAAUAUCACGAAAUGACAUGAACAAUGACUGUAUUUGUGGUAACAUCUGUUCAGCUGAAGCACUUGGGGUUUUCUAUCGUGUCAUCUCUAUGUCGGCAUUAUUUGUAAAUAUAAGAUGUGUAAGACUGAACAACGGUUAUUAUGAAUACUCUUUUGUCUUAUUUAUUUCAUAUUUAUUUGUUUUGUUUUCUUUUUAAGUCUCAUCAGAUUUUGUCGUAGGACUGACCUGUCUGUCCUAACACUGCAAUAUGGACUGGAAAUGCUUUUACACAGAUGGUAGGCUGAGAUUCACUAAACGUAAUGGAGAACUUCAGGACUGGACAGCUGUAAAAACAAUUUUUUUUUUUUUAUGUGUUUAUGCUAAGUACAACAAUUUUAUUUUAUUAUUAUUUUUAUACUUUUGUUUGAGGGUGUCUAAUGCCCACAUACCUUUCCUUAGACUAGUCCUUUAGUUGUAGUGCUACAGGCAUGUAUGGUAGCUAUGCACUUUGUAUUCAUAUUAUUAGAGAUAUAUGAAGCAGGUUUUGUAUUUUUUUACAUAUUGUACUUUUUACUUCCUCAAUAAAUGUAACUUGUGAUGGUUA
Messenger RNA from Ctenopharyngodon idella (grass carp), 4295 nucleotides. RefSeq names its product SIN3-HDAC complex associated factor (gene sinhcaf). Lineage: Eukaryota; Metazoa; Chordata; Actinopteri; Cypriniformes; Xenocyprididae. The coding region runs from base 170 to 928 and encodes 252 amino acids. Gene Ontology annotation, biological process: negative regulation of cell migration. The transcript has 6 exons. The record is from RefSeq and is a predicted model, not a curated record.